Cooperia oncophora is the source of this 1164-nucleotide messenger RNA. Lineage: Eukaryota; Metazoa; Nematoda; Chromadorea; Rhabditida; Trichostrongylidae. The record is from the annotation of a GenBank genome assembly.
AUGGUGGACCCUAUUGGUGGGCUGGAGGCGUUGUGGAACUGGAGCGGGAAUUCGGCCGAUUCUGUAGAUGUCAAACCACUUGCAAAUUACAGAGACAAGCUUGCUGAAGGUAAACCAGAGACGAUGAUAUGCCAUGAUAUGAAAGGUGGAUAUUUGGAAGAAGAAAGUGAGGAUGGGAUCAUCAUCUCAGAAGAAACGCCGAGCCCUUAUGUCUUUCUCAAUUGGUGGAAUAUCGACAUAUUCUGCUACUUCUCACAUAAUUUUGUUACGAUUCCACCCAUAGCCUAUAUCAAUAUUGCUCACGCUCAUGGCUGCCUAGCAUUGGGAACUUUCAUUACCGAAUGGAAAGGCGGCGCCAAAAUAUGUGACCAAAUCCUGGGAUCAGAAGAAACUGUGGAGAAAACGGUGGAUUGCCUUGUCUCGGUUGCCGUGCACUACAAAUUUGACGGGUGGUUGAUCAACAUAGAAAACAGAAUCCUGGCUAAACAUAUCGAUAAUCUUACACUUUUUCUACGACUCUUAACUGACCGGAUGCGCGUAGCAGUUGGAUUCUCGCGGGUUAUUUGGUACGAUUCUGUUACUGUGACGGGUAUGCUGAAAUGGCAAAAUAUGCUUAAUGAAUAUAAUAGGGAGUGGUACGAAUGUUGUGACGGUAUUUAUUUGAACUAUAAUUGGAACGAUGGGAUGCUGCUGAGAAGCGCUGACUUUGGUGCCAUCAACAGAAUUUUCGUUGGAAUUGACUGUUUCGCUAGAGGCUGUAUUGGAGGAUGGGAUUGCUACAGGUCAUUUGCUAAAGCAAAUUUGAUGCGUAUGUCGGUGGCGCUAUUUGCUCCAGGAUGGAUUUGUGAACGAUUUCCUCAUGAAAAUCCUAUAGAACAUGGAUUGAGGUUCUGGAACAAACUUCUUUUAUACACACCUGCUCGACCCAUCUUGGAGUUGCCCGUAUCCACCAACUUCUGUGCAGGAUUCACCAAAGAUACAGAGGGGACGGCUUUUGUUCAAGCUUCCGAAUUCCUCAAGUGUAGUGGAUGCCAUAUAACAGCAAGAAUAGAAGGGGAUGUCACGAUCAUUGUCAACGACAUGUUCAAGGUACACUCAAAGGAAAGGAGAGGACGUUUUCGUGACGAUCAGCGAGCCUCAUUACAUUGCUUCGAAAUACCUUAG